AUGUACAUAUGGACCUUUAAUACACCUCUGCUACGUCUGAUAGAGCGGAUAAGGGGCCAGGACAUUCAAGAUAGGAUUGCCCAGGGAAAAUCUGGCAGGCUAUUGACGACACGUCUCAGAGGAAAGAUUGGGAUGCCCAAGAGCUCCCCUGAAGGAAAAAGCACACCUGAAGACGAUGAAAAGUACUUGGCAGCUCUACUAGCAAGAUUGUCCACCCGGCAUUCUCCGACGGAUAACAAGAAACCUGGCUUUACAUCUAAGUCAUCCUUGAAUGAAGUCUCCGAAGCAGCAUGUGCACUUCCUCUCGAGUCCCAAGCUUGUGGCAUUUCCCCAACGCUUAUGGACGCCGGGCAGGAACUCUACUUCUCAGGAAUCACCGACGAAAGUGACAACAAGAGCUCAUCAGUAUCGGAAACUUCAAGCUCGGAAAAAUCGUUCGCUCCUUCUUUGCCACCAGGCCAUCAAAUUAAAUGGGCCAAGGAGCAAUGCGUAAAGGACUGUCUCACGCGCUUUACAGAGUGGCAAACCUGCCCCAGAGACUCGAACAAGCGGCCCGCGACCGUUUCAUCAGCGCAAGUGCAGCAGCCAAGUAAAAGAUCGAAGCGAUCUGAAAAGGAAAAAUGUCAAGAUGAUGAUGAGACAGAAGACGAGGAGAAAGGCUUAAGUCCCAGGCCGACGGGGGUCUCCACAGUGACACAGCCCGAGAAAAGCAAGAAGACUAUAUUUGCUUGUCCGUAUUACAAGGAGAAUCAUUUGAAGCACCUUCAAUGCCUCAGAAUCGAGCUCAAGAGGAUGAAAGACGUCAAACAGCAUCUCAACCGGAAGCACAGACGACCGUCGUAUUACUGUCCAACUUGCUGGAUGAUAUUUGACCAGGAGACGGAUCGAGACCUUCACGUUGCACAACGCGGCUGCCUUGGGCAAGAACAAGCUCGAUAUGAGGGUAUCUCAGAGGAGCAAAGCAGGCAGCUCACUCGCAAGGCAGACAGACGACUAUCGGAAGAACAGCAAUGGUUCACUGUGUGGGAUAUUGUGUUUCCUGACAUUCCACAUCCGGACUCACCACAUCUGGGUAAUCAGAUCGAGGAAUCUAUGGUGAUGAUUCAUGACUUCUGGGGCGCCAGUGGAAGAUCACUGGUAUCUCGUGCUCUGAGGCAACGGGGACUGGUGUCAGAUCUACCUCGGCUCGAUGGGAAUGGCGAGCUUGAGAGCUUGCUGGCUGAGACACUCGAGUCCGUGGUAGAGGAGCUGCUCGCGUCCUGCCGAACGCAGAUCGCGGCUACUCUCUCUAGGACAAAUCACCAUUUCCAGGAGGCUUCGUUAGCGUCAGAACAGACGUCAAAUUCGGAUGCUAAGACUGGGAUAGAGAGCAACGGUGCGAGUGAGAGGAGUCAAAGCACCAUCGCUUUCGCGCCUGUCUCCGAAACAAGCAACAAUACCCAAAAGAACUCCAUGCCGCAGGAGUCACUGGAUAAGCCUGUAGCGGCUUACACCCAUUGCCUUGCCGAGGACCUCGAAUCCAAUACGACGUACAACUGGCCUACGGUGGUAGGUGAGAUAUCAGUAUUUGGUGAUCAGAGUUGGGACCUAUUAGCCCAUUUGGAGGAACACAUUGGCGGUUAACUGCAAGGGUGAGCAGCAUAACCCUGACACAGCAUCAGCCUUUUGUCAUCACGUUUGCCUUAAAGAGCCGGUGCCCAGUGCAUGAGAAUGUAGACCGUGAUAGAAGACCACGCUGAAUUGUAUUGAGCUGAGAGGUAUCUUAUGUAUAAAGGCACCGUGUGUUGACUUGUCCAGGUAGAAGAGCAUGCGGGAGCUUUCGGCUCGUCCUAGACUGAGUUAAUCUUGGAUGAGGCAUACAAUGUUGAGGUCAUUUCCGACUCAAAACGAGCUA
Messenger RNA from Colletotrichum phormii, 1894 nucleotides. RefSeq lists its product as uncharacterized. Bases 1 to 1623 code for a protein of 540 amino acids. The record is from RefSeq and is a predicted model, not a curated record. Lineage: Eukaryota; Fungi; Ascomycota; Sordariomycetes; Glomerellales; Glomerellaceae. The transcript has 3 exons.